UUAACUUUUGCUCGCCUGUGCCUUGCCCUUUCGUUUCGUUUCGUUACGUUACGUUCAAUUUUGUUUUGCGUUCGCUCCAGAAAACAACUUCAGCUGUAACCGAGAGCGGGGAGUGAGAAAGGAAGCAGAUGGCCGAUACAAUAAGCACAGCAGCUAGCAGCAUGGACCUGGGCGGCAACAAUGGGCUCAUCGUGGAUAUGACGCCGACGGCGGCAGCGCUGCUGCAUCACAAUGCGCUGGCGCUGCGCAGUCUGAAGGAAGCGGCGGCGGCUGUCAGUGCAAGUGAAGCGGAACAAACGGAUGCGCGCUCGCUGGCAGCGACGCCGACGCCGACGAACCUCAGCACGGGCGCGCACUCACCGCCGCUGAGUUUUCGCUGCGAGCGCUGCGAUAACUUUGAGACAAAUUCGCGAGCGUCGCUGCUGCUGCAUGUGGUGCAAUGUUUGGCGGCGGGGCAGGCGGCGGCGGCAGUGGCGGCGGCAGCGGUGCGGCUGAAGAGCGAGGAGCAUGAGGAGCCGGAAAAUAUGAGCGUUAGUCAUAUGGAGACGGCCAAAUCAGGCGGCGGCGGUAAUUACGGGUGCUGGUGCGGCAGGCGGCUCAUGGACGGAUGGGAGGUAUAUCUCAAGUCUUCCGCCAGCAGUUUCACCUGCAAGAGUAAUGGCAGAACGGCAGCUUAUAUGGUGCUAUGGGCUAGGCGAGUAGGCGCAACAAACGCAUCACGCAAAGUUUUCGAAUGCGAUGUUUGCAACAUGAAGUUCUCAAAUGGCGCCAAUAUGCGGCGCCACAAGAUGCGGCACACGGGCGUGAAGCCCUACGAGUGCCGCGUCUGCCAGAAGCGUUUCUUUCGCAAGGACCAUCUGGCCGAGCAUUUCACCACGCACACCAAAACAUUGCCCUACCAUUGCCCCAUCUGCAAUCGCGGCUUCCAGCGCCAGAUCGCCAUGCGCGCUCACUUCCAGAACGAGCAUGUGGGUCAGCACGAUCUGGUGAAGACCUGCCCGCUCUGCAGUUAUCGUGCCGGCUCCAUGAAGUCGCUGCGCAUACAUUUCUUCAAUCGUCAUGGCAUCGAUCUGGACAAUCCCGGGCCGGGUGGCACUUCGUCGCUGCUGCUGGCACUGGAGUCGCAGGCAUCAGCGGCGGCUGCUGCAGCAGCGGCCAGCUAUGUGCCACAAGCGCUGGCCAACUUGCCACAGCAGCAGCAGCAGCAGCCACAGGUGCCGCCACCGGCGAGUCAUCAAAGUGAUAGCGGCGAAUCGGUGCGUUCGCUGGAGAAUGCCACGCCCCCCAUGCACUUUCUCACGCCGCACGUGGAGAUCUCCACGCUCAACGAGCAGGGCAACACGGAACUCUACAAUCUGAUUUGCGUUUUGCGUGAAUCUGCUUUACAGGGCAACAACAACAACAACAGCACAAACAUCAACAACAACAAUGGGGAGUUGGACACUGGCAACAGCUGUGAGAAGCUCAAGGAGCACACGCUGAUUCUGCAAGCGCCGCAAGAUUUGCCCAUGGAUUGCAACACAAAGGCCACGCCCAUUGCCAGCAGCACUACCAAGAGCCAUCACCAACAUCAUCAUCAUCACCAUCAUGAGAAUCACAUAACGCCCUCCAUAAGUCUCAUACCCAUCAAACAGGAACCUUUGCUGGAGGAUGCGGAGAAGAAGGACUCACUGCUCAAUGGUCAUGCGGAUGCCAAUAGCGACUCCGAGCUUAGCACCAACAACAAUAAUAAUAAUAACAGAAUCACCUCAUUGAUCAAGGUCUCCCCACUCAAGUCGCUGCUGCGCGAGGAUCUGAAGCGACGCAUUUGCGCCAAGGCCAACAAUCGCAUAACACGCAAUGCCACACCGCUGGAGCAUGAGCUGCAGAACAUGCCACAAAAUAUGACGAAUGGCAGCGGCGGCAAUGGAGCUGCCUCCAACUCCAGCGGCUCAGCCACGCCCAAUGGCAGCCACAAUGGCAGCAGUGGCACGCCCAUUUGCAAUGGCACCAUUACCUCGACGGGCCAGGAGAGCGAGCUGCUGCUCAAUCGCAAGCAGAUACUCACUUGCCACUUUUGUGGCAUCGAGUUUCCGGAUGAGACGCUCUACUUUCUGCACAAGGGCUGCCACUGCGAGAGUAAUCCGUGGAAGUGCAACAUCUGUGGCGAGCAGCUGAACAAUGUCUAUGAGUUCAACUCGCAUUUGCUGAGCAAGAGCCAUCAAUAGCAGCCACAGUUGGUCGGCAAGUGAAGUGGCCGACGGCUCAAGAAGCUCAACAGCAUACACACACAUACAUCUAAAUAAAUAUAGUUUUAAUAAUAUUUUGAGAAAACAAUAAUAAUGAGAGCUACGUAGUUACCUAAAGUCCCCAAAACAGCAACAACAACAGUAACAACAACAGUAACAAUUGUUAACGAGAAUAAUAUUAGAGAGCAAACUUCCCCCUGUACCCUGUUAUGUAGUGUUAAUAAUGCAACAUUUUAGUCUGUAGUCUGGUGUAAAUUCUAAGUGCUCCAAUCAAGGCAAUAACGUCAUUUUUUCCAGCCAGUGUAACUGGCUUACGUCUUACGUUACGUAAGCGCAAAUGCCUCAAAGGCGUUGCAUUGUUUUUAAUAUAAACACAAAUACACACACACAUACACACACACACACAUACAGUUGUCCAUAAGAGUAUGCGUACGCACUUGAAAACUUUAACCGAGGGCUUUCAAUUUGUUAUGUUUUUCAGAGUUUAUUAGAACAGCAGAAAACAAGUUUGAUCUAUAUAGAACAUAUAUAUACUAUAUACACAACAGUUAGACACACACACACAGUAAAAGAUAACACAUUUAAGAUAUAUAUUAUAUACUCGUACCUUUUACUUAGCUCUUAGUUAAGCUAACUUAUAAAACUUGCAAUACUUACAAGAAAAAAUCUAUAACGAAGAAUCCAAUGUUAUUAGUACGUCUAACAAAACAAAGCGUAUAUUGUUCGCACAGUGCUGCUCAAAAGUUUGCAUACAACAAAGCAAAGCAAAGCAAUGAAACGGAAUAUUAUUUAGUUGCCUCUUCUUAUUGUUAACAAAU
Molecule: messenger RNA, 3046 nt
Organism: Drosophila busckii
Lineage: Eukaryota; Metazoa; Arthropoda; Insecta; Diptera; Drosophilidae
Product: zinc finger protein Xfin
Exons: 5
Coding region: 129-2207 (692 amino acids)
Biological process (GO): regulation of transcription by RNA polymerase II
Molecular function (GO): RNA polymerase II cis-regulatory region sequence-specific DNA binding; DNA-binding transcription factor activity
Source: RefSeq, a predicted model, not a curated record